Molecule: messenger RNA, 2326 nt
Organism: Peromyscus eremicus (cactus mouse)
Lineage: Eukaryota; Metazoa; Chordata; Mammalia; Rodentia; Cricetidae
Product: pyrethroid hydrolase Ces2e-like
Exons: 13
Coding region: 1-1689 (562 amino acids)
Cellular component (GO): intracellular membrane-bounded organelle
Molecular function (GO): carboxylic ester hydrolase activity
Source: RefSeq, a predicted model, not a curated record
AUGCCACUGGGCAGACUUCCUGGCUGGCUGAAUGCUGUGGCCUGUGGACUCCUGAUUAUCCUCCUCCAUGCGCAGGGUCAAGACUCAUCAGAGGCCAGCCCCAUCAGAAACACACACACAGGCAAAGUCAGAGGCAGCCUUGUCCAUGUGAAAGACACCAAAGUUGGUGUCCAUACCUUCCUGGGAAUUCCCUUUGCCAAGCCACCUGUAGGACAACUGCGCUUUGCUCCGCCUGAAGCCCCUGAUCCGUGGAAUGGUGUGAGAGAUGGAACCUCGCAACCAGCCAUGUGUCUACAAAAUGAUGAUAUAAUGAAUUUAGAUGGCCUGAAGAGGAUAAAGCUGAUCAUGCCUCCCAUCUCUGUGUCUGAGGACUGCCUGUAUCUCAACAUCUACACACCAGCUCAUGCCCAUGAAGGCUCUAACCUACCUGUGAUGGUGUGGAUCCAUGGUGGUGCUCUGGUUAUAGGCAUGGCUUCCUGGUAUGAUGGAUCCAUGCUGUCAGCCAUUGAGAAUGUGGUGGUAGUCAAUAUCCAGUACCGCCUGGGUGUCCUGGGCUUCUUCAGCACCGGAGAUCAGCAUGCCAGAGGCAACUGGGGCUUCUUAGACCAAGUGGCCGCCCUACACUGGGUCCAGCAAAACAUCGCCCACUUUGGAGGCAACCCUGACCAGGUCACCAUUUUUGGCGAGUCUGCAGGUGGCACAAGUGUGUCUUUCCAUGUUGUGUCCCCCAUGUCCCAAGGACUCUUCCACAGAGCCAUCAUGCAGAGUGGGGUGGCCCUGCUGCCUCGCCUUAUCUCUAACACCUCUGAGAUGGCCUUCAUGACGGUGGCAAAUCUAUCUGGCUGUGCAACUUUGAACUCAGAGGCCCUGGUGCACUGCCUUCGAGGCAAGAGUGAAGCAGAAAUUCUGGCAAUUAACAAGGCCUUCAGGAUCAUCCCUGGUGUGGUGGAUGGGAUGUUCCUACCCAGGCAUCCUCAGGAGUUGUUGGCCUCUGCUGAUUUUCACCCUGUCCCCAGCAUCAUUGGUGUCAACAAUGAUGAGUAUGGCUGGAUUCUCCCACUGAUCUUCAACUCUUCUCAAACAUUAAAGAAAAUAACCAGAAAGACAGUGAAGGAUAUUCUGAAGAGUACAACAGCAGAACAGUUGAUGCUACCUCCUGAGUGUAGUGACCUGAUAAUGGAGGAGUACAUGGGGGACACUGAGGACCCACAAACCCUCCAAAUACAGUUCACAGAGAUGAUGGGAGACUUCAUGUUUGUGAUCCCUGCACUCCAAGUAGCACAUUUUCAGCGUUUCCAUGCCCCUGUCUACUUCUAUGAGUUUCAGCAUCGCCCCAACUUUCUCAAGGAUUUCAAGCCUCGACACGUAAAGGCUGACCAUGGUGAUGAGGUUUUCCUUAUCUUUGGAUCCUUCUUCUGGGGUGUCAAAUUUGACCUCACUGGAAAGGAGAAGCUGCUGAGCAGGAGAAUGAUGAAGUACUGGGCCAACUUUGCACGAUAUGGGAACCCCAACAGUGAGGGUCUACCCUACUGGCCUGUGUCAGACCAAAAUGAACAGUACCUGCAGCUGGACAUCCAGCCUGCUGUGGGCCAAGCCCUGAAGGCCAGAAGACAACAGUUCUGGACCAAGACUCUGCCCCAGAAGAUUCAGGAGCUAAAAGGGGCUCAUGGCAAAAACAAGAAUAUGUAAUCCCCAAUGUAAGAAAAGGCACUCUGAAGCCCACACUUAUAUGAGCAUGUGACAUAUGUGAAGAUCGUCUGCUGUACUGUGUGGCAUGGAUGGGAGAAGGGAGAUGGGAGAGGUAGGAAUGUGCACACAUGUCUAACAGAAGAGAUUCCUGACCCUGGCACCCUGACUGGCAGUUUUGACAUGUAUGGGAGUGUCUUCCUGUUUUAAAGAACUCCUCCUGUAGCAUCCUAACUCUUCUCAAUAGUCCAUGUGAUUAAUUUUCAUUCUUAUGUUAUUGUUGUCCUUAAAAUUUUCAACCCCAGCAACUCAAGGUCUCUUGUAUAUUAUACCAUUUACAAUGGUGCCAAACUGUGCCUUUUCUUUCCCUGAAAUCAUCUCUGUCAUUGAGAGGGUGUGUCCUGUUGUCCUAUUGAGUUUUGAACUUCUCAUCCCUCUACCUCUGGCAAAUUAACCUUCCUUGGGUACCAGUUUUCCCAGGACAAAGUUCCUUUUCAUUCACAGAACCUUUGGAUGAAAGUAAAGAUUCCUAUGUUGUCUGUCCUGGACACCAAGGCACAGAUGAAGGGGGUACUAAGCCCUGGCACAGUGGCUGAGCCCAUAGAUACUUUUUGUUCAUCCCAAGAAGCCCUCCCCGCAU